CGUCUGCCACCACUGCACUUCUGCCUGCUGGAAGCUGCUGGGCCAUGGGGCCAUUGUAUGGGGAGGCUUAAGGGAUUUGGGAGACCCUGGGAGCAGAGAGGCCAGCGACCUGACUGGGCUCAGUCUGCACGGAGGGUCCAAGGCAGACGGAGGGUUCAGGGCAGGCUCUGCCCCUCAGAUCACCAUGUACAGCUUCAUGGGUGGUGGCCUCUUCUGCGCCUGGGUGGGGACCAUCCUCCUGGUGGUGGCCACGGCGACAGACCACUGGAUGCAGUACCGGCUGUCGGGGGCCUUCGCCCACCAGGGCCUGUGGCGAUAUUGCCUGGGCAGCAAGUGCUACCUGCAGACGGAGAGCAUCGCAUACUGGAAUGCCACCCGGGCCUUCAUGAUCCUGUCCUCCCUGUGCGCCACCUCUGGCAUCAUCAUGGGCAUCAUGGCGUUCGCUCAGCAGCCCACUUUCACCCGCUUCUCCCGGCCCUUCUCUGCGGGCAUCGUGUUUUUCGCCUCCACAUUUUUCGUCCUGCUGGCCUUGGCCAUUUACACUGGAGUCACCGUCAGCUUCCUCGGUCGCCGCUUCGGGGAUUGGCGCUUUUCCUGGUCCUACAUCCUGGGCUGGGUAGCCCUGCUCAUGACCUUCUUUGCAGGAAUUUUCUACAUGUGUGCCUACCGGAUGAAUGAAUGUCGGCGCCUGUCCACUCCCCGCUGAACCCAAAUGUGUGCCCCGACUUCAUCUGGAUGUCAAAGUCAGGUCACUGAAGAGGAGGCAGUGGGUCUAUAGGCCUGAAAUCCUGGUUCCUGGGGCCUGGUGGAGGCAGUUGAGGAGACCCAAGGCCCCAGCCACCAGGGGGGUUGUUAGAGAAAUGGAAUAUCCAUUAGAGAGACUUUUUGGAGUUUAAUAAA
Molecule: messenger RNA, 900 nt
Organism: Delphinapterus leucas (beluga whale)
Lineage: Eukaryota; Metazoa; Chordata; Mammalia; Artiodactyla; Monodontidae
Source: RefSeq, a predicted model, not a curated record